UGUAGACUUGCUUGUAGAAGAGCUAGUCCUUGCCCUCAGUGCUUGAUAUGAAGUUAUCGCAAACUGUAUGUAUGACAAGUUCAGAUUUGUAACACAAGUUCAUGAUACUCGUGAAGAUAAAUUAUUGAAUACCCCAUGUAAAUUGUCUCAGGCAAGUGGCAUUCUUUUUUACCUGGGAAAAUGGCUAGAAGAUGAUCCUAUCCAUUAAUUCUAAGAUCACCAUCCUCCUGCUGUACACUAUGUCUCUAUGUAAGAGUGAAAUCAAAAGAGAAAUAACAAUGCCACUGCUAGUACAGCUACAAGUAAGCACUUUAAGUAAAAAUGACUGGAAGAAGCCAACACCGCAGUUACCAGCCAGCUACGGGAAUACAACCUGCCAAUGGAGGACAUGCAUAUGUAUUUGGAAAUAGCCCUGUUUUGGAAAAUGAAUUUUCUGAAGAGGAAGUAGAAUAUUAUGAGUUAAGAUCAAGAGGAAAAGAAAAAGCAAGAAGAAGCAUCUCCAGAGAGAGGUCAGAUGAUAUUGUGUAUUUAGUGAAAGACAUUCAAGAAGGAGAUACCUUAAAUGCAAUUGCUCUACAGUAUUUUUGCUCAGUUGCAGAAAUUAAGAGAGCCAACAACCUCUUAACUGAGCAGGAUUUUUUUGCCUUGAGAUCAAUAAGAAUCCCUGUGAAGAAGUUCAGUGUUCUAACAGAGACCCAUGGUUCUUCAACACACAAGCCCAGCUCCCCAGUGGCUCAGACUGAUUUGGAAGCCAAGCAAGUGGAAGCAGCAAUAGACUCUUUCUCUUCAGUAGAAACUGUAGGGAAUUUCCUUCAGGAGGUUGAUAAAGACAUUGAGCAGCUGAAAUGUGUAGACCCAUCACGGAGCACUUUAAAUGAAGUUGUCUUCUCAUUGACUUCUCAGACACAGCUUGGGGUUGGGGAACGUAGAACAGUUGCUCGAAAAGAUCCCUACUAUGGAGCAGACUGGGGCUUAAGGUGGUGGAUGGCUGUGGCAAUCAUGUUGGUGGUUGGAAUUAUUACUCCUGUGUUUUAUCUUCUUUACUACGAGGUCUUAAUGAAGGCAGAUGUGAGUCAUCACUCAACUGCUGAAUCAAUUGCAAUUCCCACAAGUUCUUCAGAUAGUAGCAAGAGCUGACACUUAGCAAUAGUCUGGUAAGGACUUACAGAAUUCUGUUUCAAAUUUUGGAACUUGUAACCUUUAUGAAGGUUACAUAUUAGGAGACUGUUAAAAUUAUUCCAUUUCAAAAUAUAUUCUCAACCAUAGACAAUAUUUUGUAUAUGCAGUAUAUGUACCUUCACACCUGUAAACAAUCAUCAACCUUUAAUACAGAUAAUGAGCCAUUUCAGGUAUCAGAUACAAUUAAUUAAACAUAAGGCUUACAGUGUGACUUUAUUUUGAAAAUGUGCAAUAGCUUUGGUUUUAUUUUUGAAAAAAGAACUUAUAGAUCUUAUAAGUAAUUAUAUUUUGUGAACAUUUCCAUUUUGACAUAUUUGAAAACUCCAGGUUUGUAGUAAAUGUUUUCCUUUUCAUAUAACCAUUCACAUGCUUGUCUACCGUAACUACAAUGUUAGUUUUUUCAAAUGUUUAAGCUUUAUGUGUAAUUCCAGUGGCCAGCUUAGUUGGUUAAGAGUUAUUAACCUGUUCAGUCAGUCACUUCAUAUUGGUUGGUUAUUAACUAGAGACAACAUGUCCAUAAUAUCUGAAUUGGUUUAUAAACAGUUUUAUAAAAAAAUAUGCAGAUUACAUUUUGUAGAAGUUUUUGAUUUAGAUUUUUGACAGUGUUUGCAGCUCUUCUUCACAAUUCAUAAAAAAUUAAUGAUAACUGUAUAUACAGUUAUUUCUUUUUAAGGUUUUGUCAAGUAUUACUUGAAAGUCAUAAACGUAAUUUGUAUAAUUUGUACUUUCAGUGGAUAAAGGAAAGCUAAGAAAUAUAUAAUAAUGAAUAAAUGUAUUUAGAGUCUAA
Molecule: messenger RNA, 1966 nt
Organism: Erpetoichthys calabaricus (reedfish)
Lineage: Eukaryota; Metazoa; Chordata; Cladistia; Polypteriformes; Polypteridae
Gene: lysmd3
Product: LysM, putative peptidoglycan-binding, domain containing 3
Exons: 3
Coding region: 322-1137 (271 amino acids)
Biological process (GO): Golgi organization
Cellular component (GO): Golgi apparatus
Source: RefSeq, a predicted model, not a curated record